Molecule: messenger RNA, 1898 nt
Organism: Zingiber officinale
Lineage: Eukaryota; Viridiplantae; Streptophyta; Magnoliopsida; Zingiberales; Zingiberaceae
Exons: 2
Coding region: 75-1358 (427 amino acids)
Molecular function (GO): protein binding
Source: RefSeq, a predicted model, not a curated record
GCCCGACGAUGUGGAUGCUUCACCGGAUCGCGAUGCACAUCUUAACCUCGUCCUCCGCUUAGGAAUACACAAAAAUGGAGAAUCGCCGCCGCGCCACGGGAAAUAAGCGACGGAGACGUCGCCGUUCGCCCGCGCCUCCGCUUCCCGCCUCCGACGAACGCAGGUCUGGCCUCCGUGACUCACUUCUCCGGUCAUCCCUCGACCGCACCAAUCGAAAUCAGCGGCACCGGCCUCCCGCCUCUGACCGUACCAAUCUAGCCGCGUCUCAAUUCCUCGCCGCCGAGGAUCUCUGGUCUGACUUGCCAGAUUUGCUCCUCCUUUCCGUCCUCGACCGCCUCCCCUCCGUCCGCGACCUGUUCUUAGUUGCUUCCGUAUGCCGAUCCUGGCGCUCCGUCUUCCGCUCCUACUUCCCGUCCGCCUCGUAUGGCCGUCCGCCUCUCCUUAUUCUCCCAUGUGUCGAACCCGAAGCUUACCAGUGGAUCGAACCUCCUCGAUGCCUCCUGAGGUCUCCUUCCGGACCCUUUUCCAGCGGUCGCUCUAUGGUGCCUUCGGAGACCCUCUGCAUGACCCUUCUUGGCUCUUCUUACGGUCAGCUCAUCUUCCGCAACCGCGUUGGUGCUGUGGUGGCCGACGCAUUCACCGGGGAGGAGCUCCGCCCGCCCACCCUCCCCGAGCCCCACCGCUUCUACUUCGGAGCCUUAACUGGUCCUCUUUCAUCCCCUGGUUCCCAUCUCCUUUUGUGCGACAAGCAGAGCCUAUUCCUGUGGCAAGUGGGAAGCAGCAGCUGGAAAGAAUGCUCCUUUGAACAGCAUCAUUUCUUCAUAAUUGGUGUCAUGGCUUUCAAAGACAAUAUUUUUGUGUUGAGCAGUAGCGAAACACUAUACUCUCUGCAGUUUUCCCCCUCUUUCGGCGUGAAAGAACUCACAGUGCCGUGGUGCGGGGAAAGCUCCAGCUGGGCAGUGGCUUUUGGAUCCUGUAGCCGGAUGGUUGAGUGCGACGGCAAGCUCAUGCUGAUACGCUUUGUUCCAUUUGGGGAAGAAACAGAUUUGUGUUUUGCUGUGUACUCCUUGGACUUCUCGGGGCAGCCGACAUGGUCGAAGGUGGAUAAUUUGGGAGAUUGGGCAUUGUUCGUCGAUAUCAAGAGUAACUUUUCAAUAUCUUGCGCCCAUCCAGGCAGGUGGGGAGGAAGGAGCAACUGCAUUUAUAAUGUUGACCGUUUGUUUGAUCAUUGGCAUGAAUUUCCAUUGGAUGCUCCGACUAGGGACAUUGCCGAAGUAGAACAUCCAUUUGACUUCACUAGUCUUAGCUUACUAAAGUGGCCUUCUCCAAUUUGGGUUUAUCCAAGCAUGUUAUAUUGAGACCUUCCAUAGAGCACGAAGGUGGCGGUAGUAGGCUGCAGCAACUGGCGUCGGGCGGCGUGGGCAGCAGUCGGCUUCGUCAGAGGUGGCAGCAGAUAGCAGAUCGUUGGAUGGCGGCAACAAGCGGCUGGUGGUGGUCGACAGGCAACAACAGAUGUCGUCGAAGAUGUCAACAGAACGCUGGAUGGUGGCAGUGAGAGGUGGUGGUAGAUGGAGGUUGACGGGAAAAGGUCGGCAGGAGGUCAGCGGUGGGCGGUAGGCAACAGGAGACGGGCAGGCGUUGGGCAGCGAAGGCGGUGGGCAGCGAAGGCGAUCGGCUACAGCAACAGGCGUCGUGCUGCGGUCAGUGGGCAGCGGUCGGCGUCGUCGGAGGUGGCAGCAGAUCGUUGGAUGGCGGCAACAAGCGGCUGGCGGUGGUCGACGGGCAACAGUAGAUGUCGUUGAAGAUGUCAGCAGAUCGCUGGAUGGUAGUAGUGAGAGGUGGCGGUAGAUGGAGGUUGACGGGAAAAGGUCGGCGGGAGGCAAGCGGUGGGCGGCAGG